Molecule: messenger RNA, 759 nt
Organism: Conger conger (European conger)
Lineage: Eukaryota; Metazoa; Chordata; Actinopteri; Anguilliformes; Congridae
Product: IGFBP domain-containing protein
Exons: 4
Coding region: 1-696 (231 amino acids)
Biological process (GO): regulation of signal transduction; regulation of cell growth
Cellular component (GO): extracellular region
Molecular function (GO): insulin-like growth factor binding
Source: RefSeq, a predicted model, not a curated record
AUGAGCCUCAGGACACUGGAGAUGCUGCUGGCGUUGGGCGCUGCCCUGCUGGCUGCAGGCGCAGAGACCCAGGAGGGCGAGGCCUACUCCCUGCAGGCGCUGCACUGCCCGCCGUGCGAGCGCAUCCACUGCACCCCGCGCCGCGCCCUCCGGCAGCAGUGCCAGGGCGGUCUCACCACGGGCAUCUGUGGUUGCUGCCCCGCCUGCGCCCGCACCUCCGGGGAGACCUGCGGGGGCACCUGGACCUACCUGGGCAAGUGCGACGAGGGGCUGGUGUGCGUCUACCCGGACCCGGCCCCGGCCCCGGCCGACGGCACCGCGGAGGCAGAGCGGCACGGGGUCUGUAAGGAAGUACUGAAUCUCUUGGAGACCGUAACUUGUCAGCCUGCAUGCACCUGGGAAUACUGCCGAGAUCACCCCUCUGCAACAUGCUCUGCCGGGUCUGUGGCCCUGGGGAAGCAGGACUGCCAUGGGUCCUGCCAGCACACCUCGUGCUCCAGCUGCCUGGUGCUGAAGCCCCCGGCCUGCACGGAGCCCUGCGGCCCGGCCGACUCCGCCUGCCUCCAGCGCUUCGGGAGGUGCGUGCACAGCCACAUGGGGGAGACGCUCCACUCCACCUGCCACCAGAACCUGCACAGUAAUGCAGAGGGGUACUUCCUGUGCCUGAUGCCUACCUGUGCAAGCACGGUGAGCUGAAGAAUUAUUUUCCCCUCAGGAGACCCACAGAGUGAACCUUCACUGAAAUGUAGCAACGCUGGC